AGGGCUGAGGGGGGGUUAGGGGGUGGACUCCCUCAAGUCAGGGUGGCUUUGACAAGUGGGGGCCGCACCAAAGAGAACCGAGUGAGCCACGCGGCAGAGCAGGCGGCUUUGGACCUAGCUGUGGGGACCUGGGGCGGAGUGGCCUGGGUGGGAAGCGGCGCGAUCUCGAGUCCAUGAGCAGCCGCGGCUGAGCCUCAGUCGGGCCAGAGGAGGAGGAGCGGGAGCAGGAAGGGGUCGGGCCCAAGUCCCCGCCCCGCCACCCUGCGGAUGGAUGUGCCGGGGCCGGGGUCCCACAGAGCAGCCUCGGCUGCAACGGCGUCGGCGGCCACGGUGCUGCUGCGUACGGCUCGCUUCCCGCGCGAGUGCUGGUUCCUGCCCACGGCCUUGCUGUGCGCCUACGGGUUCUUCGCCAGUCUGAGGCCGUCCGAACCCUUCCUGACCCCCUACCUGCUGAGAAGCGACAAGAACCUCACAGAGAGACAGGUCUUCAAUGAAAUUUACCCCGUCUGGACCUAUUCCUAUUUGGUGCUGCUGUUUCCUGUAUUCCUCGCCACAGACUACCUCCGAUACAAGCCUGUCAUCCUGUUGCAGGGAUUGAGCCUUAUUGUCACAUGGUUCAUGCUCCUUUAUGCCCAGGGCCUGCUGGCCAUUCAGUUUCUGGAAUUCUUCUAUGGUAUUGCCACAGCCACAGAAAUUGCCUAUUACUCCUACAUCUAUAGUGUGGUGGACCUGGGCAUGUACCAGAAAGUCACCAGCUACUGCAGGAGCGCCACCCUCGUGGGUUUCACUGUGGGCUCAGUCUUGGGCCAGAUCCUGGUCUCUGUAGCGGGCUGGACCCUGUUCAGCUUAAUCGUCAUCUCCUUGACCUGUGGGUCAAUAGCUUUUGCCUUGGCCUGGUUUCUGCCCAUGCCACAGAAAAGCCUCUUCUUCCACCACGUCGACCCGGCCCGCCAAGGAGUGAAUGGCAUCAAAGUGCAGAAUGGCGGCAUCAGGAACAGCCCAGCCUCCAGUCAUCUUCCUGGCUGGGAGGAUAUGGAGUCAAAGAUCCCUUUAAAUACGGAAGAACCUUCUUCUUCUGAAGAGCCGGAACCCAAGCCAGACCGCCUGCUCGUGCUGAAGGUCCUGUGGAAAGACUUCCUGGUGUGCUACUCCUCACGCCCGCUGCUCUGCUGGUCCGUGUGGUGGGCCCUCUCUACCUGUGGCUACUUCCAGGUGGUGAACUACACCCAGGGCCUGUGGGAGAGAGUGAUGCCCUCCCGCAAUGCCACCAUCUACAACGGGGGCGUCGAGGCCGUCUCAACACUGCUGGGGGCUGUCGCCGUGUUUGCAGUUGGUUACAUAAAAAUAUCCUGGUCAACCUGGGGUGAGAUGACACUGUCCCUCUUUUCCCUCCUGAUUGCUGCUGCAGUGUAUGUCAUGGACAAAGUGAAUAACAUCUGGGUGUGCUACUCGUCCUACGUGGUCUUCAGAAUUAUCUACAUGCUGCUCAUCACUAUAGCAACGUUCCAGAUUGCCACAAACCUCAGCAUGGAGCGCUACGCGCUGGUGUUCGGAGUGAACACGUUCAUUGCCUUGGCUCUGCAGACGCUGCUCACGCUGAUCGUGGUAGAUGCCAGCGGCCUGGGCUUGGACAUCACCACUCAGUUCCUGAUCUACUCCGGCUACUUUGCACUCAUAGCCAUAAUUUUCCUCAUUAACGGCGCAGUCAGUGUUAUGAAGAAAUACAGAAGGCGGCAGGAGCCAGAGUCCAACUCCCCAGGGACCAGCGCGUGACCCGCGAGAGCCCCAGCGCCGCUUUCCCCACGCAGGGGGGCCGGACUGGAGUGUAUAACAGUGUUUGAGGGUGCGCCGAGCUCGCCGCCCCGAGCAGCCGCCUGGCAUCUGUGUUACAGUCGAUCCUAGAAGCUGGGCUUGUUUUCUAGAUUAUUUAUGUAAGAGAAUUUAAGGGCGACUUUCUCGCCCUCUUUAAACGUCCACUUGCUAAUGUGAAGUCCGGGAUCAAGGGAAAGGUGGGCCUAGGUGAGGGCCUUCUGCAGGGGAUCAGAAGGCAAAGCGCAGGGUUCAAAGGCCCGGCCCACCUCUGGCCUGUGAUGGGCCCGGGCCCAGGGGCUCAAGCUCUUCGGACAGAUAGAGGUGCCGGCAGUGCUUCUCCCUGUUCCGCAGGGGAGCACAGCUUCAUUUCCCCUCUGCUGUCAUCACAUCUUUGUUUGUACAAAUGGCUGUUCCCGUCUCCAGUGAGCACUAUUUGCUGUGGUUCGGUUCCCCAAUGUCCACAUCAUGUAUUUAUUUUAAAUUAUUGUUUUCAGCCCGAGUAAGUGUUCUCUCCCAUGGGUGUCUUGGCAUCAGGACAUUCUGCUCUACUCCUUACGCUUCUCAGAGAAGCUCUCUCAGCUACAAGAGUGGUGAGCGGGAGGCCUGUUGCCAAGUGAAGGAGACCUUGUCUAGGAAACCUUCCUGACAGAAUUCUUCCAUAUGAAGGACUUUGACUGUAUGGUGGAACUUAGUUUGCAGCCCCUCAGUACAGUACAGGGGACACCUCCCCUCGCUGUCUCCUGGCUGUCUCCCCCUCAUCCGAGGUGAGAUGGGCACACAGACCGCUCCCAGGCGGUGGUUUGGUUUUGUUAUUUUUGCACAAAAGGAACCCUGACCGGACUGAGAUGGAGUUGACUGUUAGGUUCCUUACCUGAAGAAUGCCUUUCUGUUCAGAAGCGGAUUGUCUUAAAGACUGGAUGGAGAUUAGAAUUUGAUAGUGUUUCUAUUUCCCAGUUACAUGAAGGAAAAAAAUCUUUCCAUUUGAUCUUGAAAUGUCUCCUAUGUGGCUGCCAGUGUGUGUGAAACUUACCUGUAUUUAUGUCACUGAGAAGCCAAGCAAGCCGAAAUGGUGUUGUUGCCUUAUAUGGCUACUUCUGGGUAGCUGCUCUUACCUGAACUUUUUUUUUUUAAUUUAGAAGGUUAUAACUAAACCAAGUCAGUGAUGUGGAGAGGAAGGGGAUGAUAACUGACAGCUUUCCAUCUGUUAUUCCUUACACCUUCCUUGAAGAUGAAGAGGUUGGGCAGGAACAAGCAAAGGGAGAAAGGGGGGAAAUUAUUGCUUGGAAGUUAUAACUACUGACUACUGGAUUUGGGGAUUUCUUACACUGCUCUCUCACAGGGAUUGUUCAUUCUAAAACAAGUCACAGUUUGUUGUCACAGGGGUGUUUUAGGUUAUUUUUUUAAACGAUGAACUAGAUGAUAACAUAAAGUAUCUGGCUACCAAAGCAUUAUUUCCCUGUUCUCGGAAUGUCAAGUAGACAACAUAAACUUUUCGUUGUGCAAUGAGUUUUUAGAAGAAUCCAAUUUGCACAGAUGUCCUUACUGUAUACAGUUUUGCAAACAAGUGGAAAUUAUCUGUUGUAUAUUUUAUUCAAUUCUAUAUAGAUUAUAAAAUUAUUUUUAUCAAAUAAAUAUUUUAUAGUA
Messenger RNA from Monodelphis domestica (gray short-tailed opossum), 3456 nucleotides. It is a transcript of the gene SLC19A2, whose product is annotated as solute carrier family 19 member 2. The record is from RefSeq and is a predicted model, not a curated record. Gene Ontology annotation, biological process: transmembrane transport; thiamine transport. Gene Ontology annotation, cellular component: plasma membrane. NCBI's taxonomy places the organism in Eukaryota, Metazoa, Chordata, Mammalia, Didelphimorphia, Didelphidae. Gene Ontology annotation, molecular function: thiamine transmembrane transporter activity.